UUUUUCUCUUUCAAUCAACCCUUUUUCUCUUUUCUUCUUCGUCUUCUUUCUCCUUCCAAGCCAAUUUUUCUUUGCUUUUGUGCCACAAAUUCACUCUUCCAUGAACUUUCUUCUAUCAAGGUUCAUUCAAGAAUUUGUUUAACUAAGAGACAACCAAAGAUAUAUAGAUGGCAACAAAAGCAAAGGAAAGUUCUGUUGUUGGAAAGGAGAAGAAGGCCACAACUUCAAUUUCUCACACAACAACCACAAAAAGAACCACCAAACCAUCCAUAUCAACAUCAACAUCAACAAGAUCAUCAACAACAACUACUACCUCCAUUAAGAAACCUAACACAACCUCUUCAGACAAAAACAUCCCCAACUAUCUCAAACCCACUUUAACCUCACGCCAUGAAUCUCUCUCUUCCAAACACCCCAAAACUAACACUCUCAACAACAACAACAACAGUAACAACAAGACUUCUGAAGCAGUGAGAAGAAGAUCUUUGGACAAACCACUUUCUUCUUCACACAUCACAAAACCUUCCUUACGUAGGUCCUCCAUUGGUCCACUUUCCAAAACCACUGUCCCUUCCAAACCCAUUUCAGAUAGGACCAUAAAGGCCACAACUGAUGCAAAAACUAAGCCAUUACACACAAGGGUCACAAAGAAAACCACCCCUUCAACUUCUACUAUUGCCUCUACAAGCACUAGGAAGGUAGUGGCCAAUAGGGAUCAUCAUGGUUCUGUGAAGUCAGCAAAGAGCGCUCCUAAGCAAACUAAGAAGGCUUUGAGUGUUGAAACUGAGGAGGUUAAGGAAGUUACAAGCCAAGAAGUUGAAGUGGUAAAGGUGGAGGAUGAAGAACACAGUGUGCAUGAGGUUGAACAUGUGCCUGAAAUCUCAUUAUUACCUGAUGUUGAAUCUGAACAUGAGAUUGAACAUGUUAUGGUGCCUGAUAAUGAUAAUUCUGAUCCGUCUCAUUGUCAAGUUGAUGAUGAGAGGGUGAUCUCUACAGUGUCAGAAGCAGAAGCAGAAGAAGAGAAAGAAAAAGAUGAGGAGCAGGAAGUGGAGGAGGAUAAAGAGAACAAAGAUGGAGUUGUUGAAAAUGAAGUUAUUGAAAAUGAGAAAGAUGAAGGUGGGGUGGAGAAUGAAAUGGAAGAUGAGAAAAGUGAAGAGGAGGAGAAGAAGAAGAAUAAUGAUGAAGAAGAAGAGGAAGUGGAGAAAGAGAAGGUGGGAGUGGAAAAUGAAGAAGAGGUGGUGAAGGUUGAGGAAACAGAAGAAGCAUCAAAGGAGCAGUUAGAAGAAAGGAAAAAUGGAAAGAAGGUGGCUCAGAUAUCCAAUGAUGUGAUUGAAGAAACUACAAGCAAGCUUAUGGAGGCAAGGAAGAGCAAAGUGAGGGCAAUGGCUGGUGCAUUUCAAACUGUGAUUGAUCACCAAGCCACAACAAAAUGAAUCAUUUAAUAAUAAUGAUUAUAUGUAUUUCAUGCGAGGAACUUCUUUGUUCACACACUCUAUGCAUCUGUAGGGAGAAAAGGAAAAAAAGUAGAAAAAGAAAGAAAAUAUCAGUUCAGGAGUGUAAAGAGGUUACUCUCAUAUGUGUACAUGGCUUCCUCUUGCAAAACUUGAAAGCAAGUGUUGCCUUCAAACUUUGUUAAUUUUUAUGACUAGUUGAUUUGUUAAAUGGAUUUCAUGUUCAUUAACAUCUGUAAUUAAA
Vigna unguiculata (cowpea) is the source of this 1695-nucleotide messenger RNA. RefSeq lists its product as uncharacterized. The record is from RefSeq and is a predicted model, not a curated record. Gene Ontology annotation, molecular function: calmodulin binding. Lineage: Eukaryota; Viridiplantae; Streptophyta; Magnoliopsida; Fabales; Fabaceae.